CUGUUUCGUGGCUUGGAAAAAAAUUGUAAAUUUCUAAAUUUAGAGGCAUUCACAACGAAGCGACUCCAAACGACCGCGUGUGUGUGUGAGUGCGGGAGCAGCAAGAAGAAGAAGCAGCGCAGCAGCAAAAAAAGUGUGUCGCGUGAAAAAAGCGAGAGAUUUUCAACGGUCGAAAAAGGAAAACAGCACCACAGGGAAUGGCCGCGCAGGAAAACACGGAGAUCAGCACAAAGUUCUCCACGCUGAACGUGAACGCUGUCGAGUUCGUGCCCAGUUUCAGCUACAGCGUGGCCGCCGCGGCAGCGACGGUGGCAGAGGCGGACGCGCCGCCUCCACCGCCACCCGUGGCCACUGAUCCGGCCUCUGGAUCCGGAUCUGCCACACCAGCCACCACACCCGAUUCCACCGGUAGCGGCGGAUCCACAAAUGCCCUGCCAGCAGCUGCGGCAGCAGCAGCACCUCCUCCUGCGCCGGCGGCGGCAGCGGCAGCGGUCACCUCCUCCAACUCUGCAUCGCCAGCGCCGGGCUCGCCAGCAGCAACGGCGGCAGCGACGCCCGUGGAGAGCCUCAACGCAAACAAUGAAACCGAUCCCGCUGACAGCUGGGAUGUGGAGGAAGAUGCAGUGAUCACACCCGAGGAUGAGGAGGCAGAGGAUGCCGAGUUCGCGGAGGGUGAGGCCACGCCCAAGGUGUCCAAGAAGAAGGUGGUCAAGGUGGAGGAAAACAGAAGCAAGCGAGAACAUGUAAACGUUGUGUUCAUCGGUCAUGUUGAUGCUGGCAAAUCAACAAUUGGCGGACAGAUCAUGUCUCUCACCGGCAUGGUGGACAAGCGAACGCUGGAGAAAUACGAGAGGGAGGCUCGCGAGAAGUCUCGCGAGAGCUGGUACCUGUCCUGGGCGCUGGACACCAAUCAGGAGGAACGCGACAAGGGCAAAACCGUUGAGGUAGGACGCGCCUUUUUCGAGACUGACCGCAAGCACUUUACCAUCCUGGACGCGCCCGGCCACAAGAGCUUCGUGCCGAACAUGAUCGGAGGGGCGGCGCAGGCUGAUCUCGCCGUUCUGGUCAUCUCGGCGCGAAAGGGAGAGUUCGAGACGGGUUUCGAUCGCGGUGGACAGACCCGCGAGCACGCCAUGUUGGCCAAAACAGCAGGCGUCAAGCACCUGGUCGUGCUGGUGAACAAAAUGGAUGAUCCCACGGUCAGUUGGGAUCAGACGCGCUACAACGAAUGCAAAGACAAGAUACUACCAUACCUCAAGAAGCUGGGCUUCAACCCGGCAAAGGACCUUACCUUUAUGCCUUGCUCGGGCCUCAGCGGCUACGGCCUUAAGGACCAGAUCCCGGAGACACUGUGCCCCUGGUACCGGGGGCCAGCAUUCAUUCCGUUCAUCGACGAACUGCCCUCGCUCAACCGCAAAUCGGACGGGCCUUUUAUCAUGCCCAUUGUGGACAAGUACAAGGACAUGGGCACCGUUGUGAUGGGCAAGGUAGAGUCCGGAACGGCGCGAAAGGGCCAGAAUUUACUGGUCAUGCCCAAUAGGACGCAAGUGGCGGUGGAUCAAUUGUUCUCGGACGAUUUUGAAGUCACAUCUGUUGGACCUGGCGAGAAUGUCAAGAUCAAGCUGAAAGGCAUCGAGGAGGAGGAUGUCUCGCCUGGUUUUGUGCUCUGCGAUGCCACUAAUCCCAUUAAGACGGGAAAAAUCUUUGAUGCUCAGGUCGUAAUCUUAGAACACAAAUCAAUUAUCUGUGCGGGUUACUCGGCUGUUAUGCAUAUACACUGCGCUGCCGAGGAGGUCACCGUUAAGGCCCUCAUCUGUUUGGUCGACAAAAAGACUGGGGAUAAAUCAAAAACACGUCCACGGUUUGUUAAGCAGGAUCAGGUGGCAAUUAUGCGCAUCGAGUGCUCCGGAAUGAUUUGCCUUGAACAGUUUAAGCUGUUCCCUCAAAUGGGCCGUUUCACGCUCCGAGAUGAAAACAAAACCAUUGCCAUUGGCAAGGUGCUGAAGGUGGUCGAAUAAAUUAAGCCAAGCUGAAUUCGAGCGCCCGCCUUUCACUGCGAUUUUUUGAAAUAGCAUUGCACGCCCGAGGAGAGACAACAACAGCAGCCACGCCACGCUUUCUUUAUAUUUGACAAACUCCAACACACCCACACGCAGCACACAACACACAGUACUCUCACUUACCUAUGGUUACUUUACUUUCUAUCAACAAUAGCUAUUGAUUAUAUAUUGAUUAGAGGAAACGGAUCGAAGCUGAAGGCAAUGUGAAGUGCAUUAUAUAGAAGGGCAAGCGAAAAGUUAAUUUACAAGUUGGACGAACCGACGGACGGACAGAACGAAGUUAAGAGAUAGAAACAGAAAUGCAUUAUAUACGAAAUAUAAACUAUAUUAUGUGUAAAACUAAACGGAAAGUUCGGCUGCAACCAAAUGCGAAACAAGAUGUACUAUUUAUAUGAAUACACGACAAAAAACCACUCAAGCAUAUGCGAGAGAGCGCGGUAGAGAGGAGCAUUAAUAGGUUCUUAAUACGAUUUUUGUUGGUUGAGGAGGCCCCACACUCAAGGAUAUUGAGCGAUUUAUUUUGGUUUACUACCUUUUUGUAUAAACUUUAAGCAUAAAAUUAAAUAGCGUACACACAAACAUGCCUAAAUCGCGCGUAGAGUCGUGACAAUUUUUAAAAAACUAAAGCUGCAAGCUAAACCAAUUUUUGUAUUUGUACAAGCGAAAAAACCCAACCCUCCCUUUCCCCAUUCGGCUUCCCUUGUAGCGCCUUUAAAUUGCAAAUGUGUUAAAUAUUCUGCUAAAUAGUAGAAUGCGAUAUUUUUGUAUUCUUUUCUUUUUUUAAACGAAAUAAUAUAAAUGCUUUAAUUUAAGUUUAAGCUUAAAAUUCACGGAUUAAAAGUUGCUUUUGAUUGCAAGUUGUUUGGAAAAAUGUAACAAACACACCACGACAACACACACAGCAACAUUCAGCGAAAAAUGUAAGCAUAUAAUUGUUAACUUUUAAUCCAAAUUCGAUGUUCUUUGGAAAAAAUCCCCAUUUCAUUUGCUGCAAGAAACAAAAUAUCUUGCUUAUUCUUAUAAUUUAGUUAAUUGAAGAAUUCGUGCGUGUCAAACGCAGGGCACGAAACCCAUUUAUGAAAGAAUAAAAAUGCCUUUUGCUAUUAAGCAGAAACAAAAACCCAAAA
This is a messenger RNA of Drosophila serrata, 3187 nucleotides long. It is a transcript of the gene eRF3, whose product is annotated as eukaryotic translation release factor 3. The record is from RefSeq and is a predicted model, not a curated record. NCBI's taxonomy places the organism in Eukaryota, Metazoa, Arthropoda, Insecta, Diptera, Drosophilidae. Gene Ontology annotation, molecular function: GTP binding; GTPase activity; translation release factor activity. Gene Ontology annotation, biological process: nuclear-transcribed mRNA catabolic process, deadenylation-dependent decay; translational termination.